Molecule: messenger RNA, 2536 nt
Organism: Heteronotia binoei (common prickly gecko)
Lineage: Eukaryota; Metazoa; Chordata; Lepidosauria; Squamata; Gekkonidae
Product: beta-1,3-galactosyl-O-glycosyl-glycoprotein beta-1,6-N-acetylglucosaminyltransferase 7-like
Exons: 3
Coding region: 68-1369 (433 amino acids)
Cellular component (GO): membrane
Molecular function (GO): acetylglucosaminyltransferase activity
Source: RefSeq, a predicted model, not a curated record
UCUCUCUCCAGGUAGACAACACAUUCCUCUGAACUAUGGUUAGGAGAAAACGUCUGGAUCACGGAAGAUGAACCAACUUGAGGCAGUCAAAUCUGGGUUUUUAGUAUGCAUUGUGGGCUGCCUUUUCAUCUUUGCCUUCAUCUACAUCAGGAAUACAAUCCCCAAGGAAGCCAAUAAGCAAAAACCAUCGCUGGAAUUAGCCGAGUGCGGCUUCUACCCAGAUGAGCUUUGCUCGGCUCUCUUUGAGGGCAAAGAUGCUGCUCCUCAAAUUGGCUACCUGUGCCAGAAGGUUCUUCAUGGCCAGAGUAUGUCCACCUGCAUACAAACUCCUUGCAAUUGUUCAACGGUCCACAAGAGACUGCACUUCAUUACCAGGCCACUGUCGGAAGAAGAAGGGAACUUCUCUUUGGCAUACAUCAUCACCAUUCACAAAGAGCUGGACAUGUUUAUCAAGUUACUCAGAGCCAUUUAUAUGCCUCAGAAUAUCUACUGCAUCCACAUUGAUGAAAAAUCACCACGGGAUUACAAGGUAGCUGUGCAAACUCUGGUUAAUUGCUUGGAAAACGUUUUUAUCGCUUCCAAAAGAGAGACUGUUGUCUAUGCUGGCUUUUCUAGAUUGCAAGCAGACAUCAAUUGCAUGCAUGACUUGAUUCAUUCCAAAACUCCAUGGAAUUAUGUCAUUAACCUAUGUGGGCAGGAUUUUCCCAUCAAAACCAAUAAGGAGCUGAUGCAAUACAUCAAAAGCAAAUGGAAUGGUAAGAAUAUGACUCCGGGAAUUGUUCAGCCGCCUCAUAUGAAAUAUCGAACGCACACAAGUUACAAUGAAUAUGUACACGCAGGAAAAUCUUACGUGUAUCCAACAAAGAAGGUGAAAAGCGAGCCGCCCCACAAUUUGACUAUCUAUUUCGGGAGCGCCUACUAUGUGCUCACAAGAAAAUUUGCAGAGUUUGUACUGACUGAUGAACGUGCAAAAGAUCUGCUUGAAUGGUCAAGGGACACCUACAGUCCUGAUGAACACUUCUGGGUCACUCUGAACAGGCUGCCAGAUGCUCCAGGAGCCACGCCGGAUGCAGAGUGGGAUGGAAACAUACGAGCCAUCAAGUGGAGUGAUAAAGAAGGACAAUCGCACAACGGCUGCAAAGGUCAUUAUGUCAGAGGCAUUUGCGUUUAUGGACUUGGUGACAUAAAAUGGAUCAUUGAAUCGCCUCAUUUGUUUGCCAACAAAUUUGAGCCAGAAACCUACCCACUUGUCAUGGAAUGUCUAGAAAGGCAUUACCGGCUUAAAGUACUCCAGCAAGCUGAAGUCCCAUUGGAAGAACACUGGGCUUUACAGGAACAUUCUUAUAUUAAUAUGAAGCCAACCAUCUGAAUCAACUAUGACCAACAUCAGAAGGACAAAAAGACAGGAACCAAAGAACAUCAUUUUGACAAAUAUGUUACAGAUAUGAAAUCUGUCUGAAGCAGCACCCUAAUUCUAUAUCUUGGAACCACCAACAACAUUACAUGGGGAAUAUAAUUAUUCACAGAAUGAGGAAGAGGUAUAUACUGGCAUCCGCUAUCUUUAGCAAUGUGGUCUUGAGGACAUUUGGGUAGAAAUGCAGUAUAAAAAUACCAUAAAUUCUCCAGACACAUUAAUUAGGUCUGCAGCAUUUAGUCAAUUGACUGGUUUAUUAAAAACCUUUUUAAGAUUUCAGGAACGAAGUUUCCUUAAAUUUAUCUGGCAGCAGAUGUUUUAGAAUGCUUAACAGCAUUUUCUAAAAAUUCCAAGUUGUCUGCAUAGGCAGUUCUAUGAAAUAUAAAAAAUAUCAACACAAAGUACAUAGAAAGAAUCUAGGAAGAAGACUCAAGAUGAAAUUUGGUGUUCCAUAGGCCUCUAUUUGGACAGAGGACAAAUUAGGAAAUUUACUGCAAGGAAAACAAUCAAAGACUAAAUGAGAGUGAAUGUGAACAAAGACAUUAUGUUGGAUCCAACACCGGAGCUCUUGUAUAAGAGAAAAGCAAGAAACAGACAACGGUAAAGUUGAGAUAAGCCAAAAUUACUAUGUGCCCACUUGAGUUUCUGCUUGCAUAACUUGUUGUGGCACCAAUUUCUGGGCAUUAUAAAGAUAUGGAGAGGAAAGAUCUUGUGCAAGCGGAACUACAGAAAGUCCAUUUAGGCUUCUGCUCGUGCACCACUGGAUUCAAACAGUUAUACAGGAAUGCUACUGAUCUCAGUGGAAUGGCAAAACAUGGAAUUGGAAGUUUACAAAGCAGCUUGAAAGGAGAGCAGACUCAUUCAACAACGUUUCAUAGCACUGACUACUCACUGUCACCUAAUUUAUUACAUGUAAUCAUGACUAUGAAGACUGAAAAAAAAGGGGGAAAGAACCGUACACAUGGAACAUUCCCUUUUUGUGCACUCAUGUUUUCCAAAGCUGUUAUCAAUGUGCGUCUGCAUAUUUAUUAUUCUUUAAAAUUUAGCUGAAUUGUUCUAGAAUUGUUUUAGAAUAGAUGUGGCCAACAAGUCAGACCAUAAAACAAUUUUAUAUUAACAAAA